AUGGGAUUGUGGAAAGGACUUGUUGCCCAAGGGAGUGGUCAACAGGAAGGUAUAAAUUUUGAUGAGACCUUUAGCCCUGUUGUCAAACCAACUACUAUUCGUCUUGUUCUUUCUCUAGCUAUUUCUUAUGGUUGGACUAUUCGUCAACUAGAUGCCAAAAAGGCUUUAAUUUUCUACAUGGUUAUGCGCUCUUCCCGUGGUUUGUUUCUGUCACAACAUAAAUACACCACUGACCUUACUUGUAAAUUUCAUUUACAUACUGCUAAAUUAGUGUGUACACCUUUACCUUUCCGGACCACCCUUUCCUUAACUGACGGUGAACUUCUUGCAGAUCCAUCUGAGUACAGGAGUAUGGUAGGAGCUCUACAAUACUUGAAUAUGACUAGACCUGAUCUUACUUAUGUUGUGCAUUUACUCUCUCAGUUUAUGCAUGCUCCACAUACUAGUCACCUUGCUGCUGUUAAGCGUAUUUACUCAUACCGCAGAUCAUGGCAUUUGGUUUCAUCCAUCAAAGGACAAGCUGAGUACAGAGCGGUUGCCUAUACGAUUGCUGACACCUUGCAUAUUCGCACCUUAUUAUCUGAACUUGGUCUUGUGGUUAAACAUCCAAUUAAGCUUAUGUGUGAUAAUGUUUCUACCACUUAUCUUACUAUCAAUCCAAUUCAGCAUAAGCGCAACAAGCAUAUUAAGAUAGAUUAUCAUUUUGUUCGAGAGCAGGUUGCACAUGGUGAUCUUAUUGUACGAUAUGUUCCUACAUAG
This is a messenger RNA of Chenopodium quinoa (quinoa), 759 nucleotides long. RefSeq lists its product as uncharacterized. Bases 1 to 759 code for a protein of 252 amino acids. The transcript is spliced from 3 exons. Lineage: Eukaryota; Viridiplantae; Streptophyta; Magnoliopsida; Caryophyllales; Amaranthaceae. The record is from RefSeq and is a predicted model, not a curated record.